CGCUCGCUGAUUGGCUGCCGCCUCUUACCAUUCAGCAGGUCCGCGUGAAGCCGCGCGCGCGGAGAGUGACUCGGUUCGGCUGAAGCGGAGCUGCUGGUUCUGAUCGCGUUCCGGUCCGGAACCGCUCUGGGUUUUUUUCUGCUGCAGGGAGCGCGCAUCGGACCCGCCCAGCUGAGAUGGCGAAGGCAGACCAGCGCUACGGCCAGCGGGACGGCUCCGACCAGAACUUCGACUACAUGUUCAAGCUGCUAAUCAUCGGGAACAGCAGCGUUGGGAAGACGUCCUUCCUGUUCCGCUACGCCGACGACUCCUUCAGCAACUCCUUCGUCAGCACCGUCGGCAUCGACUUCAAGGUCAAGACUGUUUACCGCAACGACAAGAGGAUCAAGCUGCAGAUCUGGGACACUGCAGGGCAGGAGCGCUAUCGCACCAUCACCACGGCUUACUACCGAGGAGCCAUGGGCUUCAUCCUCAUGUAUGACAUCACCAACGAGGAGUCGUUCAAUGCGGUCCAGGACUGGGCCACCCAGAUCAAGACGUACUCGUGGGACAACGCCCAGGUCAUCAUGGUGGGCAACAAGUGUGACAUGGACGUGGAGAGAGUGGUACCACCUGAGAAAGGAAAACACCUGGCGGACCAGCUAGGGUUUGAGUACUAUGAGGCGAGUGCCAAGGAGAACAUCAAUGUACGUCAGGUUUUUGAGCGCCUGGUAGACAUCAUCUGUGUAAAGAUGUCUGAACGUGUGGACGUGGAGGCACCAGUAGCUCCGGGAUCUAAGACCACCAGACUGACCGACAAGCCUGCCCAGCUACCUCAGAAAUGCUGCUGAUCAUCGGUCCACUGCCCCCCAUCCUGAGCUGAAACCCCCGUCUGUGUACCUGAGGCCGGCUGACUGCUGGAGGUCCCGUCCCGCCUUAACCUGGCCGGUCCAUUGGAUCUUCAUCCAAAUGGCAGUAGAGUAUCGGUUUAGAACAGCCCACAGUGCCACCUACAGACUGUACAGAUGAGUAGCACUUAGGGGCUGCUGUCUUUUCUGUGUCCGCACCUCCAAGAGUUUAGUGUUUCUACUGAGCCGCUGGAACGUCCGGAGCCCCAGUGCAACCAGAACCUCCAGCUGCCGUUAAAGCCAUGAUGAGGCUGUCAGCAGGAAACCUUCGAACACCCGAUUGGCCCAAUUGGCUCUGCUCAGGAAAACAGCGAAGUAGGUGAAACACCCAGAGGUCAACUACAGGUCAAUAUGAGUCACCUGCAUGCCUGUCAAGUCUCCGGUUUUUGGCCAACAUUUUUUACCCCCUUUUCCCGUAUUGUGCCCCCUCCCCGCUCUGACCUCUGACAAUAGCACCGGACGGCAACGUUUCCUAUAUUCUCAAAUUCUAAACGUGACAAGUGUGGUCACCUGCCGAACAUUAAACUCAGCACUGAUUAGUCUCCUUCUGACCUCCAGCAUCCAGACUCGUCAUGUAAAGAGAUAUAAUAGUCAGUCCAGACCCGAGGCAGUCCACCGCAGUUUUGCCUGGAGUCAUUGGCUGCGUUCACACUGCAGCCUGAAGUGACCCAGUUCUGAUCGUUUUGACGUGAUGCGACCUGGAUCCGAUCUUUUCAUGGCGGUGUGAACAGCUCAGGUCGGAUUCUUUUAGAAUGUGAUCCAUAUCCGAUACGUAUCC
This is a messenger RNA of Poecilia reticulata (guppy), 1665 nucleotides long. It is a transcript of the gene rab3b, whose product is annotated as RAB3B, member RAS oncogene family. NCBI's taxonomy places the organism in Eukaryota, Metazoa, Chordata, Actinopteri, Cyprinodontiformes, Poeciliidae. The record is from RefSeq and is a predicted model, not a curated record. Gene Ontology annotation, molecular function: GTPase activity; GTP binding.